AUGUCGAACAACCCCACCCCCGCUCAGGCAAGCUCGCCCAAGGAGCCACUGGUCCUUUACUCCGAAACCUCGAGCGAGGCGAACGCGGUGCCAGAGCAGCAGGCAGACGGACAAGAGAUGAACAUUGACGAGGAAAAUGCCCAAGAUGACAACGAAGAUCUGGCUGCCCUGGCCGACGAUGGAGAACAGGACCUCGAUGACGAGAUCUUCGAACUCGGUGGCGGCAACGACUAUGUCGGCGAUGAAGACAACGACUCGCAGGAUGAAGAUGCUGUUCAAGCGAGCACUGCCUCUCUGCCAGCUCCCACAACUUGGACGACCGAACAGCAGGUACCUGCUCGUCUUCACAACCAGGAAGUGUUCACUCAACACCCUACCGACCCUGCCAUCGUUGUGUCAACCUACACGAUCCCAGACCCCUACAACGGCGGCGUCUACACACAAACCGACCACCUCCCGCAGAUCGACACCACGGCCCAGCCCUCAGGUGACUUUCACUUCAUCCCCUCGCUCGAGAUCGCCACGAUCCCACGGAAAGACUCCAAGGGACGUGUGUGGCAGUACGUCGCCGCGCGAGGUCAGUGGGAGCAUCCAACCGGCAAGGUAUGGAAGCCGAUCAUCUUGUUCCGUCGUUUCGACACGGCGACGCACCGUUACAUCGACGCCUACGUCGGCCUUUCGAAGCUGCAGAACGUUGAUCCCAACAACAGCGCCUACUCGACAGCAUACAACAAGUGGGUAAAGCAGAUCCAGCGGCGCCGCGAUAGCACGUAUAUGCCUACGGUGUUCAAGGACCACUGGACGACGUUGGAGCGUUGGGUCAUGUAUGACAGCAUCAACUACCUCUGUCACACACACGGCGCCGAGACGUUCGGGUUCCAGGUUGACGGCGGGGUGUGGGGUGACCUGGAGAUGGAGUACAUCGCAGCCCGCAUCAACGCUGCGGCAGGAGGCAGCCGGAAUCGGGAUUCGGUGCGCAGCCAGAUCGUCUCGGCGCAUCCAAAGAAGAACAAGGUGGUGCUUGAUUUGAUGCAGCGCGCGAAACAGUUGCGCCAGUACAUCGAGCAUGGCCGCGUGCUGACUGUCGCUGAGCAGUUCCCGGAGAAUGCUAUUGCUCUCGCGGACUUCCCUGUGCUGGACAAUCCUCCUGUGGCGGCGACUCGGAUCCCAUUGACUCCAGCAGCUGGUGACAUCGCGCCGGCAGCGCCCCCGAGGCCUGUUGCGUCUGGCUCGGCAGCGGAGUCUCAGACAGCAGAGUCUCAGACAGCGGCGUCGACAUCAGCACCACAGUCGACUGCAGUUUCCAAGGGCAAGGGCAAGGGUAGGCGUGAGCGGGCUGAGGACACUGACGAGGAGGGAGCAGAUGCGGAGGCCGAGGCAAACGCAGAAGCGGAAGAAGAUGACAUCUUCGGCUUCUCUUCAGCACCUGCGUCUCCGAUGGCGGGGCCCUCCAACUCAGCGCCAUCGCUGAAGAAGAAGCAGACGGUUGAUGAGAAUGAUAAGUGA
Messenger RNA from Dothidotthia symphoricarpi CBS 119687, 1506 nucleotides. RefSeq lists its product as uncharacterized. The coding region runs from base 1 to 1506 and encodes 501 amino acids. The transcript is spliced from 2 exons. Lineage: Eukaryota; Fungi; Ascomycota; Dothideomycetes; Pleosporales; Dothidotthiaceae. The record is from RefSeq and is a predicted model, not a curated record.